Messenger RNA from Symbiodinium necroappetens, 7896 nucleotides. Lineage: Eukaryota; Dinophyceae; Suessiales; Symbiodiniaceae. The record is from the annotation of a GenBank genome assembly.
GAGGGCCAGCACUUUAAGGAGUACGCGGUGGCUCGCGACUUCGACGCGGAGAAGUUCCACCUCAAGACUUCCGAGCUGGAGGCAACCAAGGCUGGCAAGACUUUGUGGGCGUGGCUGUGGUCCACCUCUACCAGGCCGGCGGAGCGGGCUCGGGAGUUCGGGUCUGAGUCGGAGACCGAUACGAAACCCUGCGGGGCUCACCGCGUCAAGUGGGUCGAUCGUGAUGGAGACCAUCGGCUUGUCGGGGCACCUUGCAAGCUUGGCGGGACCAACGUGUGCCCGCUGUUGGUGGAGGACCGCCUGGACGAGGCAGGGGAGGUGGCAAUGUGCCCCCAGCAUGCCUUCGACUACGAACGAAGGAGGCGGGUUCAGAAGUGCUUCGCGGCCGGAUGCUCACAUGCCGGGAUCGAGGACGAUGAGGAUCUUCGCCGGUCGGACCCAGGUGACGGUGACGAUCCUGAGGAACCAGAGCUUCCUCCCCGAGGGCAUCCUCCCACGAAAGAGAUCAAGCGUCUCCUCGACGAGAUUCGCACCGAGGUCGGGGCGGCAAAGAAGGCAAGGGACAAGUCCCCGGGCGGCACCCCGAAAUCCAGCAUCCAAAAGAACUUGGCCAAGCUCGGGCUGCUGGAUUCUCCUCAGCGCGAACACCCGCUCUCCAUUCUGGAGGAGUUCUUCAACCAGUUCGCGGAGGGCAAGGAGAUGGGUCUGACGGAGGAGAUCACUCAGGGGCUUCUGAAGCAGGCCCUGGAGGAGCAGGCUAAGGGCCAGCGGGGCUUGUCGAAGUUCGUGAGGGUUGUGGACUCGCCGGAUCGGGCCCUACCUGUUGCACCGCCCGGGCCUCCACCAGCUCUUCGAAUCAGUAACCCAGGCAUCUACGGGGUGGAGGAUCGCAAGGCGGGCGCAGUGGAGGGUGCAUCUUCUUUCGAGUCCAUCGCCAAGGCCAUUCAGUCCCAGUCGGCGGAGAUUGCUUCCUUGGUGAAAUCUCACGCGGAGAGCGCGGCACUCCCGCCCGGCACGGUGAAGGGGCUCAACAGGACCUCCGAGGAGCUCGUCUUCCUGCUCCGGGCGUGCAAUCAGUACCACGCCGUCGUCGGGGCAGGGGAGCAGGGACAGGCCUUGGCGAACGCUUUGUUGUCAGCUCAGGUUGGGGCUUCCACGAAGCUGAGGAAGGCCGGCUUCAAGCAGAAGGUCACGACCCGUCUCGUCGUGGGUUUGGCGGGACCUUACUGGGGCAUCUCCGAGAAGCACUCGCUGGCGGCCGCAGACUUUGUCCCGCAGACCGAUGCAGAGCUGGACGCCUACGUGAUGGAGAUCCGCGCAAACAAGACGGGCAACGACCAAAGGCCCCCGCCCCCUACGAGGCUGGAAGAUUGGGAAGGGCGAGUUCGUCGACAGAACGACGUUUGGUCGUUAGUCUAUGGGGCAGAGUGGAAGCCGGUCCGUGGCCACGCCUUGGAGCUUCUUCUGGAAUGGCAUCAAGGAGAGCCUCACAAGUGGCCCCUCACCGUCAUCAUGGAGGUGUGGGAGGAGUUGCACUGGCGGUUCUUCGAGGAGCUCAAGGAGACCCUGAGGUUGCUGAAGAAGGAAGCGGGCCGGGAGACGAUGUCGUUGCAGGACUUGAAGUUUCAUGCGUUGCUGCCGAACUCGAGUGGUACUGCGUGGCUGGAGCUGCCAAGGACCUUUGAUCUUCGCAGGCCCGACGGCUGGUUCUCGUCAGAGGUGCUUCCGCGCAUCGAACGACGCCAAGAGCGUAUGCUGUGGCGCCUCACCUGGGAAGGGGGCCGCGGCGGUAAGCCUACAGGCUCAGCCCACGCAGGUGGCGACACAAGGCCCGACCCGGCAGCGAAGCCCAACCUCCGAAACCUUUGGGGCCCAAAGCUUACGCCGGAGGAGGUCAAUCGGGCCAAGGAGCGCGCGCCCCUCGAUAAGGAGGGCGUAUUGCUGUGCUGGGGGGCUCUCACGCACAUGGGCUGCAACAACCCGUCGUGCCAGCGAUCUCAUGCGGACUUGCAGGGAAAGUUCGAGACGUUGGAGCCGUGUGUCCAGAUGCAGUUGCUUCGGCGCGGAGGACUUCGGCGCAUGAAGUGCGAGACCCGGGAGAGCGUCGCAGAGAAGAUCAAAGCAUUGAGGGCCGGCGUGGUGAAGGACCGGGCCAGCAAGCUGGAGGGUCGGAAGUCAGGGCAGGCUACGGAAGCGGAGGAUAAGCCAGCGAGUACUCGUGCAGGUGGCGAGGCGGCCGUGCCCAUCGAGAUCCCCGCGGAGUUCGGCAUCGUGGAUUUCACUACCGCUGAGGAGGAGCUACGUGAGGCUUUGAAGGGGCCCGAUGCGUGCUGGUUGGAGGCUGUCGACAACCCGCAACACGUCCUUGAAGCCGCCAAGGGUGAUUCAGCGCCCCAGCAAGCUAAGGACCUUGUCGCAAAGGCGGAGGGCAUGCUCGCGGGCCCAGUUUUGGGUCACCUGCAGGAGGCGUCGGACGACUUGUUUGCGUGGGCCGCCACCCGAGCUGCGCAGGCCCCUGAGGCCAGCUUGGAGGAGAUCCUGGGCGACAUGGCCACCUACGGCUUGGGGGACCUGGCGGCGGAGGCUUCGCGCAUCCUGGAAGCCAAGUGCGAGCACAGGGCAGGCUCCGUGGGGGGCAUCGUGGUCUCAGAUAUCGUUUGGGAGCCUGGCCAACCCGGGCGAGGAACAGCGGUCAUUGAGGGCGCCACCUGGACGGUUUGGGACUACAAGGAAGAGGUCCUCAUGUCGGACGAGUUGGCAGCAAUGCUUCGUCAACCGGAGGAGGGCGUGGAGCGACGCCAGUGCGUGACGAAAGCAGUCGCAGCCGGUGUGGUCUGGAGGUGUUUGGCGAGGAGGCCCACCAUUGCCGAGGUCGACGAGAAGUCGCUGUGCUUGCGCCUGGAGCAGACGCGUCAGGCCUUGGAGGCUCUAAACAUGAUGGGCGAGCCGGCCCCAAGGGUCGCACCAAUUGAGGCCGAGAUCCGGGUCUACACCCACGACAUCGUCAGGGCCAGCCACGACAAGGACUUUCGGUCGCUGGCGGUGUUCCCGUUGCAGGAGCUGGAGGACUGCAAGAUGAUCGUGAUCCGGGCUGACUACAAGGGCGACGUGGUAGUCGAGACGGUGACCGGGCCCUUAUGGCAGCCCAAUGGGUGGACUUUGUGGACGCUUAUUUGGCGUGGUCAUAUGGUCUACCUCGAGCCCCCGGAGUCCCUGGAGGCGAACACGUUCUUGGACCGGUGGCAGCCCUACGAUACCCCCGCCCUGGGUUUCCUCUUCUUCUGGCAUUCUCGUCACGACCAGGAGCCGACCGCUUCGGGUGCAGUGUCCUGUCGCCUUUGCAAAGGACGCAAGGCUGGCGACGUGGUGUGUUCACUCCGACGUGACAGCAACCUUGCGGCGGCAGCCAUCGUCGGGUGCAUCAAGGCCGGCGCGCAACCACUUCGAGAUCCAGUUUGUGUCCGGGGUCCUCACUUGUGCCUCCAGGAGGUGUUUGCGGGUUUUGGGGUGAUGACCAAGGCGUGGGCGGCUGCGGGCCUCAGGGUGAUGACGCCAAUUGAGGUUUGUGCGGACCCCGCCACCAAGAGUGGCUACCGCGCUGAGCAUGACGUGUCUUUGCCCGAGGUUCAAAAACGUCUACUUUACGCGGCCAAGGACGGGCAGGCCAAUGUGUGGUGGCUCGCACCCCCGUGCACGAGCUUCUGUGACUGGGGGCUGGAGAACGGGGGGACGCGGACUUUCAAGUUUCCGACGGGGGGCACGGAGGAUGCACCCCCACUUGACUCCGAGAUCACAGGCAACAUGUUGAGCAAGGUCGCGGCCGAGAUCUUCUUGCAAGCGCUUCGCGGAGGCGGCUUUCCCAUUGUCGAGUCGACGGCGCGAUCCGGCCGCUACCCCAAGAUGUGGGACCUACCAUGGUGGAAGGAGAUCCUGGCCCGCCCGGAUGUUCAGUUUGUGGAGUUUCCUAUGUGUGCCUUUGGGUUGGGCCCCGAGGACGAGGAUGGCUACUACCACCACCGCACCCGGGUCGCUUUUCGGAAGUGUGACACGCUUGCAGCGGCGCUCUCGCGCAGGUGUCCUGGCGUCGGGGCGGCUCAUCGUCAUGUACCUCUUCGCGGCAACCGGAAAGGCUCCUUGCUGUCCCGCUGCGCUGAGGCUGGCCGCUACUGCCCUGAGUUCACGCGGGUGGUGGUGUCGACCCUGCAACAGGUUUUGGUUCCGGGGGGGGGAGAGGACAGUAGCAUUCUUGCGAAUGGCGCGCCACAGGAGGAGGAAACUCGCGCCGGAGGCACACACCGCAGUUUCGACCACUUGCACCACCCGAGGGAUUUGGGCCACUAUGCUGGCUGGCUGGAUGAGCUGGACGGCGUGGAGGACGUUUUCACCUAUGAGGACAUCCCGACCUCCGGGGUGUUGGGACCGUGGUCGGCCGAGGACACGCGCGCAGGAAGCAUGGAGUACCACGCCCCGUCGGAGCAGGCCAAGGCAAAGGCCAAGCAUUACAUCGACCUCGCGAAGAAAGGGGGCCCCGGAACGCUACCUGGUCAGUUCCUUUGGGUUUUCCGGGUCGCCGGGCGAGUGGACUGUGUGGGGAAAGAUCUCAGCUGGGGCUUUGAGAGCCGUAUUCUAGUCGACGACAACGUGCUGGUGGAGCCGUGGAUAGGUCUGCGACCGUGGGUCGCCGGCGAAGUCUACGAGGCCGGUGUGAAGCUCAUGCUGGGCGAAGCCGCGGUGAACAGGGAAAAGGAUCUUGUGGAGGGCCCUUUUCGCACUUUCCAGACGGUCUGGGGUUUGGACAUGGACACGGCCACCGAGGAGAUCCACCUUCCAGAGCGGCGCAUCCUCAAGGGGGCCAACCUUCUGUGCGAGGCGGCUUUCGAGUACGGCUCCAAGGACCUCACGGUCAGGAUGCUCCAGCGCUUCCGAGGGAUCACCACGGGAUGGACGGUCAUCGCGCGCGGCCUCAAGAACGAGCUCAAGGCCGCAGACCGGUUUCUGGGCACGGAGAGUGAGGGAGGCGCCCGGGUGAGACCAAAACUGGCCGUGCACGACGAUGCCGAGGAGGAGGACAACGCUUGGCGCGAUCUGUGGGAGCUCUUCGAGGAGGUGCGUUGGCUUUGCACCCGACCAGAGACCUGGCCCACGAAGUUUGGCGCGGGCUUGAAGGAGUUGUUGCCCCCUCGGGAGCGGUUAGCCUUGGCUGGCGAGUGGGAUGCAGGGACCGUCUUCGUGUCGUCGGAUGCUACCAAGGUUAAGAUCGCGGCGAUCGACUGGACCAAUGGUGUGGCUAUGCGAAUGUCGGCUGCCAGUGCCGCCGCUUGGGUCCAGCGAUGUCAGGAGGGGGACGAGAUCGCCAUUCACGUCGCGGAGAUGUUGUCUUUCUUGGCUUUCGCUUGCCAUUUGGGGCCUCGAUGGAGCGGCAGAGUGGUGCUGUAUGGUGGCGACAAUAAGAUAGUCCGGGAGUGGAUGGCCAGCCGAAAGGCCAGCACCGCAGUGGGACGCUUGCUGGUCAGAGUACUGAACCUGCUUGAGAUGAGGUUUCGCUUCAACUUGCUACCGGCUUGGUGGCGGACCUACCACAACAUCCACGCGGACUUUCUGACGCGAUGCACAGAUGCAGAGUUCUCAGAGCUGGUUCGUGAGAAAGGUUGGGAGGUCGUCGAUGUCAAGCAGGCCUUGCAGCAGGCGGUGGUCGACUCAGAGCGUUUCGGCCCGUGCCUUUUGGCCUGGCACGGGCCGAUGAGUCGCUUGGUCGCCGACUUCUACGACGCGGUGACCGCUGCAGGGGGGCAAGCGAGGCGAGCCCCAAUGAAGGGCCCGGUCGAGCGGGAUGAGAUCGCCAUGGUGUCGAUGCCUCCGGACGUGCAAGGCCAAGCUGUGGAGGCAGUCGUUCAUGCUGGAAUCCAAGGUCCUGCAAGCUUGCUUUUGAUGGAGGGCCCGCGCGGUGUGAACUGGGACCGAGGUGUGGAGCUACUGGAACAGGCCGGGUGGCGCUACGACCUGGCGGAGUUCGUGACCACUGAGUUCGGCGAAGUCGCGGCGAGGAGGCGAGUGUGUUUGCUCGCGUCCCCGGAGUUUGACCUCGACGGCGCCUUUGGGGCUACUACCUGCCGGGGCAUCUUGGGCCCCCCGAUGAGUUCCGCCUUGAAGCCCACUCGUUUGGUGAGUCAGGAAUGCUGGCUCUAUCCGGAGCGGAUUGUCGUGGACGCGGGGAUCCCGCGCGAGCCUCUGCUUCCCUUUCUGAAGGGGCACUUUUGGCAUGAUGGCCAAAGGUUCAACCUGGUGAGCACUGGCGGCCCUCUUCGAUGGCCUUUGAGAGAAGGAGAGGGCGUUCAAGAAAGCGUGGUCUGGGAUGCACGGGGGCCACCAGGUGCUGUUCGACGUCUUUUACCUGAGGAAGUCUGGGCGUGCCAAGGCCGGGCCGUGGAACGCUGGAAUCAACUGCGAGCAGAGGAUGUACCCGCGGGCCGCUUGCUGGCUGAAGGUGCUCGGGCAACCGGGGGGCAAACAGCAGCGGCCCUCACCUUUUGGCAGCGUACUUGGCUGGCGACGGUGUCAAAGCUGGUGGCACCCGAGAUGGAAGCGAGGCCUCUUCCCAAGGCGUGCCCGCAGGACCAUCGAGGAUCGGCCUGUCAGGGACCUUCGCCAGUUCGACCGGAUGUCUGGCGGUGGGGCGAAGCUUUGUGGCUGUCGGACUCCAGCGACGAGGACGAGUUCGUCGUGGAAGGCGGGCAGGAAGCUGGGCGAGCCGGUGGGCGCAAACCCGCCCGACGCGAGAAGGCCAUCGCCGCAGUGGGCGAAGCCGCAGUGGAGGCCUACCACGACCUGGGCGGGCCGUUCGAAGGGGAAGUCGGUGCCAGGGUCGACGAGUGGAUCGAGGACAAUCUGUGUGGCUAUUUGGCGGAGAGCACCACCAAGCAGUACGCGGGCAUCUACGGGAAGUGGCGAGCUUGGGCGCGUCGACAGGGAUGGCCCACAGAGUACCUCGACAAGGCCCUCGCGGUGGAGGAGAACGAGAACAAGUUGCUGGGCUUCCUCGGCUACAUGGGCUGGCUUGGGGCUUCUCCGGCGACUUUGAAGCAGGCCGUCUUUGCGAUCAAGGAUGGACACAAACGGGGGGGCCAGGGCGACCCUACAGACAGAAUGUUUCGUCUGUGGAUGCUCCUCGGCGCUCUUGACCGAAAAACGCCGAAAGCACCCAGGCGCUUGGGCGUGACACCUGAAAUGAUCAAGUGGAUCACCGAGGCCUUUGAGACCAACCGGGACACGCCGGCGCAGGAGAAGUUCGACGCGAUUAUGCUCAAGGCGGCGGUGCUCAUGGCCUGGUUCUUCAUGCUGCGUGCCAAGGAGUACUGCGAGUCGAACGGCAUCGACUACGGCAUGAUUCUGCGGGGCGCGGACAUUAAGUUCCUCGACCAGGCGGGCGAUGAUGAGGCGAAGGGCAUCACCAUGCAGUUCAGGAAGACGAAGACCGACCAGGAGGCCUACGGGACGUGCAAGACGAUGUACGAGUCGGGAGUGCCGGGCAUCUGUGUGGUUCGAGCCCUCAACGACUACAAGAACCUUGCCCCCCAACGUUUCGGGAACGGCGCUGAGGCGCUUCAACCGCUGUUCCGGUGGUCCGGGGGGCAAGUUUUGAAGCGGACCCAGGUGCAGGAUUUGCUGCAGCGAGCGGCAAAAGGCAUCGGGCUUCCACCUGAGCGCUUCAGGUCGCACUCCUUGAGGAUUGGUGGCGCCUCUGCUCUUUUCCAGGCCACCGGUGAGAUCGAGUUGGUGAAGCGGACCGGGAGAUGGUCGUCGUCGGCGGUUCAAAAGUACCUUCACGACGGUGUCACGGCCUUGAAGAGCGCCGCGGCAAAGAUGGCUCGUGUUGAGCAGAAGAUCCACUACACGUAA